AUGCAUCGCUUUUCCUUACUUGGUCUUGGCAUUCCGCAGCUCUUCUUCGCUCCUGGAGAUGCCAGUGCUGUUAAAUCUGAGCACAAUAUAAGCAAGCUGAAACAUUCCGUAGGCGCGGAAGGUUCUGUCAGCUUCAUCUCAGGUAUCAUCCCUGAGUCGGCAAGAGUUGACUAUGCUGUUCCCAUCCCCGCAGGUUCGGGUUUCGGUGAUACCAAAAGUCUCUCAAACAAUGCCACAGACCUCCCACAAGGCUGUGCCGUGAGCAUUACUGUCCAGCAGCUAGCUGGCUCGAACAUUUCUACGGCUUAUUUCUUACCAUCUUCAUGGAACUCGCGGUUCCUCACUAUUGGACAUGGUGGCUUUGCCGGCUACCACGACUAG
This is a messenger RNA of Exophiala aquamarina CBS 119918, 381 nucleotides long. RefSeq lists its product as uncharacterized. Lineage: Eukaryota; Fungi; Ascomycota; Eurotiomycetes; Chaetothyriales; Herpotrichiellaceae. The transcript has a single exon. Bases 1 to 381 code for a protein of 126 amino acids. The record is from RefSeq and is a predicted model, not a curated record.